UGAAGCUUUGGAAAAAUAUGAGAUCUGAUCUCUCUCUUUCUCUCCCAAUUCCAAACACGCACUCAAGUCCAUCGAUCUUCGGUAGAUUGAUGAACUGAAAUCGAAUUUCUUCCAGAGAUGCCGCCACCUGCUAAACCUGCUCGUAGAUUCUCAUUCUUCGGCCUCAAUUCCACCGCCUACUCCGCCCUCAGCGCCGACGCGAAUGUGAAGGCGCCGCAGUUGAAGUUGGAAGCGGACAAGGAAGUCUACAGACCCGGCGAUUUGAUCACCGUCAAUAUCGAGAUUACAAAUGUCAGCAGCUCCUGGUCGCUUUUGAUCGAGAAGCUCUACUUUGAAAUCAAAGGGAUCGAAAAAUUGGAUACGCAGUGGUUCACCACUCCGAAGCCUACUCCUGAUUCUAGGCAGCGCCGAGGUGAGUAUGUAUUCAUGGAUAGCUCAAGCCCAACUAUAGUUUCAAAUCAAAUCAUAUCCAGCGGGGCAACCAGAACUUAUGUGGUACGGACCCUUCUACCAAGCCUUAUACCUCCAUCAUACAGAGGUGCAACAAUACGUUAUUUGUACUACAUUAAGGCUUCAUUGACUGGUCAAUAUCUGGUUUUUGAAAAUGGAACCUCUCGAGUAGAGUCAAGACAAGAAGUUCCUGAACUGGAGGAACGUCUACCCCUUCAAAUAUGGGUUACUCAGAAAUCCAAUGGCAUGGUCGGUGACGAAGGUCACACUGAUGGAAUAGUUCCUGUAAUGCCAGCUCUCUUGGACGUAUACUGGAAAGAACUUGGUGGUGAUGAGUGGGUUAAAGCGGCCGAGUCUUCUGAUGGAGUUGAAGAGGGAUAUGAAAGUUCAAGGGAUGAAGUCUUAUCCGUCUCUUCCUAUAACCCUAUGAAGGAAGAUUUAAGCAGAACUUUUGGAAGUUCAUUAUCACUGCAGUCAUUUUCUGGGAGGUCUUCAAAUCGAGGUUCUCUCUAUGCUGAGGGACGUGCUAGCAUAGCCUCAAAUGCAGGACCUCCUAGGCUGUCUGUAGCUGAGGUCUCAAAUGAUCCAGCUUCUGACAGGUCUCCAACCACUUUAUAUCCCAGUCAACCACCAAGGCAUCUUAAAGCUUUUUCUGCAGAAGAUGACUCAACCGUGCCAUCUGCCUCUGGAACAUCAGAAGGUUUUGUUAGAGGGAGGUCGUAUAAUAUCAGACUGGAUGAUCAAGUACUGCUGAGAUUUUCACCUAAGAACUCUGAGUCAACUUACUACUUCUGUGAUAUGAUCGGUGGAACCCUUACUUUCUUUCACGAGGAAGGGGCUAGAAAAUGCCUUGAGCUCUCAGUAUCCCUGGAGAUGACAGAAACUAUCAGUCGGAAUUAUGUACAUCAUUCUCGAAGGCAUACUCCCACAAUAACCAAGGUUUUUAGCGAUCACCAUGAGGUUGUGGCUGAUUUGGUCCAGACAAGCUUUCUCUUUUCCGUUCCAAUGGACGGGCCCAUGACUUUUACCACCCGCUAUGUCUCUGUGCAAUGGGCUCUGCGAUUUGAAUUUCUUACAAAUCCUAAGAAUGUGGACUUGACAAGGUACGAGCAUCCUCUUAUGAUAGAGGGGAGGGAUAAAUGUGAGUGGAUUCUUCCAAUUACUGUACACGUACCUCCCUCACGAACAGCACCAGCGCAAAACAGAAACGAUAGGACGGUCACUUUGGACCCCUUGUGGGUUCGGACAUGAGGUGGGAUGCUUUUGUUCCGCGCUCAAACAUCGGAAAUAGUUGAGUUUUUUCUUCUGCGCUUGUGUUCUUCAAAAGAUCAUAAAGGACCUCAAAAUAUAAUGUUUGAUCCAAUGUUUCUGCUUUCUCACUCCCUGAGUAAAUGAGUUCUUGAGCUGCCCCCUUUUAGAUAUAUGUAGUAAUUUCACACACCUGAAAACGACAGAAUGUUAUACAUUGUCUCCUUCUGCAACUAUAUUAUUUUAGAUUUUUUUUC
Molecule: messenger RNA, 1955 nt
Organism: Salvia hispanica
Lineage: Eukaryota; Viridiplantae; Streptophyta; Magnoliopsida; Lamiales; Lamiaceae
Product: immunoglobulin
Source: RefSeq, a predicted model, not a curated record